Molecule: messenger RNA, 972 nt
Organism: Juglans microcarpa x Juglans regia
Lineage: Eukaryota; Viridiplantae; Streptophyta; Magnoliopsida; Fagales; Juglandaceae
Exons: 1
Coding region: 1-972 (323 amino acids)
Molecular function (GO): catalytic activity
Source: RefSeq, a predicted model, not a curated record
AUGAGCAUCUUGGUGUGGAACUGCCGAGAGCUUGGGAACCCUCUGACAGUUAAUGUCCUUAGGAACUUAACUAAGGAAAAGUACCCCAACUUAGUUUUCCUAGUGGAAACUAAAUGCAGAAGGAAUAGAAUGGAGGUAGUAAGGAGAUGUUUGCAGAUGGAUGGGUGUUUUUCAGUGGAUUGUGUGGGGUUUAGUGGGGGUACUGCUCUCAUUUGGAAAGAGGAUUGGAGUGUUAAAGUCAUCAAUUAUACAAGAUGGCACAUUAGUGCUUUGAUCCAGGAGGAAGGAAGUGGACCAACAUGGCAAUUCACAGGUUUCUAUGGACAUCCUGACACAGGAAAGAGAAGCAGUAGUUGGCAAUUGCUAAAGAUGCUCAAACCAACUAGUUCUAUAGCUUGGUUAUGCGCUGGGGACUUUAAUAAGAUCCUCCAACAAAGUGACAAGAUAUGUGGAGCCAGUAGACCAUACAAACAGAUUGAGGAGUUUAGACAAGCUGUGGAAUGUUGUGGUCUCAAUGACAUACAAUCAUAUGGGCAGGAGUUUACUUGGUCGAAUAAUAGAAAUGGCAGGGAAUUUACCAAAGAAAAAAUUGAUAGAGCUCUUGGAAACAAGGAAUGGAAUGAUCUCUAUAUCUAUGGUGUAUGCAAUGUUCUCCCUGCCAUUAAGUCUGAUCAUUCUCCCUUGUCAAUUAGUUUACAUAACACUAAUCAUGGAAGGAAGAAUCGAAGAUGGUGCUUUAGAUAUAAGAUGGCCUGGGAACUGAAGGAAGAAUGCCAGCAGGUGGUGAGUGAGGCAUGGCAGAAAACUUGUACAACAGACUGUAAGGCCAAAUUACUAAGGACCAAGCUUGAGCUAUGCCAAAAGGAUCUUUUGACCUGGAGGCAGACACUUAAGCAACAAGAAGAUAUGGUUACAAAAAGGAGAAACAAAGUAUUGGGCACCUUCAAAACACUGGUACGAGUGAGCACUUAG